Messenger RNA from Equus quagga, 482 nucleotides. Its product is annotated as probable cystatin-15. Gene Ontology annotation, molecular function: cysteine-type endopeptidase inhibitor activity. NCBI's taxonomy places the organism in Eukaryota, Metazoa, Chordata, Mammalia, Perissodactyla, Equidae. The record is from RefSeq and is a predicted model, not a curated record. Bases 1 to 381 code for a protein of 126 amino acids. The transcript is spliced from 3 exons.
AUGUUCUCGAGGGCGCCUCUGCUUCUGGCGCUCAUUGUGCUGGGGCCUCACGUCUACAGAUGUGGCUUUGUGGACAUCGGUAAGAACACGAGCUUCUUCCGCAUGUGUGUGGAGUUUGCCAAGUUUCAGUUCAACCAAGCCCAGCCAGAUGAGUAUGCCUACAAGCUGCUGUGGGUGGGGCGAAGCCAGCGCAAGCAUCUUACUUGGAUUUAUCUAAUGGACUUGCAGAUGGGCCGCACGAUCUGUAAGAAACACGAUGAAGACAUUGACAACUGCCCCUUGCAAGAAGGCCCAGGAGAGAAACAGGUGGGCUGCACUUUCAUUGUGGAUGCUCGACCCUGGUUUUCCCAGUUCACUCUCCUGAACAGCACCUGUGUGUAGGAAAGGCAGGCAAGGAGCCCCUGGCUUCUCAAGGCAGAAGUUCCUUUUCUGCUGGAGGGUGACAGUCAAAGGUCUGUGCAGCGGCAGGGGGAAUAAAGGCA